CUGUGACGUUUCACAACGAGGAAGCGCUAUUAUUGACCAUUAGCCAGCUGUAGCAGAGGAUCUCAGCUGCUUUCUGCAAUGUUUUACAACACGUCUUUUAUCAUUUUACAGACAACGAGCCGGAAGAAAACAUAAGCCGAUGUAGACGACUCGUUUCCAUCGAUUUAGCAAGUAUUAUUUUCUAGGAAACGGAAGUAAUUUGAUGAUUUGCUCCAAUGAGUCAGAGGAGGGUGAUUGAGACAAUGAAAGUACAUCUACUAUCUAUAUUCCCAAAAUAUAUCUGUUACAUGUCAAAAGAUGAAUGUUAAUAUGUAAAAAUAACCGACGUUAGUUUAUAUUUUUUAAUUGUGUAGCUUGCUAUCAUCAGGCAGUUGUAUUUAGAUCAGUUCAGUUGUAUUGAUAAAGGCUACAUUAGUAAAUGAUGGAGGAAGAGCUCAUGGAUCAGAUCAUGUAUGCUGUACAUCAGCUGGUUUCUUGGAUCGCAUCUUUUGCCAUCAUAUUUGGAGGAGUUGUGCCAUACAUCCCUCAGUACAGAGAUAUUCGCAGGACUCAGAAUGCUGAAGGAUUUUCCACCUAUGUUUGCCUGGUAUUGCUGAUAGCCAACAUAUUAAGAAUACUGUUUAGGUUCGGACGCUAUUUUGAGACCCCGCUGCUUUGGCAAAGUAUAAUCAUGAUCACCACAAUGUUAGUCAUGCUGAAUCUGUGCACCAACGUCCGCAUGGCCACUGAACUCAGCACCAAACGCCGCUCCUUCACAGCAACAGACAGUAAGGAUGAGGAAAUCAAAGUUCCUAAGCGGCUCUUUCUGGACUUUGACUUGAAUUACUUCUGGUCCUGGAGUCGUUUCAUGGAUUACCUGCAGUGUGUUCUGGCCUUCACGCUGUUGGCCACCUAUGUGACGUAUCUGAUGCUGGACUCGGUUCUGUUUGUGGAGUCUCUGGGUUUUCUGGCCGUGUUCACGGAGGCCAUGUUGGGAACUCCACAGCUCUACUGCAACUACCAGAACAAAUCUACCGAAGGCAUGAGCAUUAAGAUGGUGUUGAUGUGGACCAGUGGAGACACUUUCAAGUCCGGAUACUUCCUGUUGACUCAGGCUCCCAUGCAGUUCUGGAUCUGUGGUCUCCUGCAGGUGUGCGUGGACGUCGCCAUCCUCUUCCAAGUGUACUACUACAGUCGAUACCCACAGAAACCCAUCUCGCACACCACACAUACCACCGCCAAGGCCCUUUAAAACACACCCAUUUUAACAAACCUGCACCACGGAUCUAUAUACAGUGGUCUUAAAAGGUAUUUGUGCACAACAACCACGUUUACAAAUGUGUUAUUGCUAACAUUUUUUUUUCUAAGAUAAAUCUUUUUGGUGCCAAAGGGAUUUUUAGUGGAUGUAAAGUCAGUUCAAGCCGUCAUUAAGACGUCAUUUUGCUAUCCAUUGUUGUAUGGUUCAAAACAACAUUAGUUUCUGUGUGACAUAUUUAGCGGUUUUUCUUUCUUAAAAAAAUCCUGGUUUUUGGUUUUCUACUUUGGGGCCACUGUAUAUAGAUAUAACACACACAUAGAUAUAAGCAACUGCUGCAUACACUAAUGUAUACAAGCGGUAUUUGUGAGGAAACACAGUUAUUUUCGCAAACACAAGCACACCAGCCCACAGCAAUUCUAGUCAUGGAUAUUAAAAGUAAAAAGCCUUCGAGAUUCUCAGAAAGACUGGAAAUGUAUCUGACAUUAGAUGAGUGAAUGUACAAAGCUUUUAUUAUGCAAGACUGAUGCAGUUUUACUUGAUUUUAUUGAGAAUAUAUAAGACAGGUUUACCUCAGUAAACUGCUGUUGUGUUUCAAAAGAACAGCACGGGACGCUACCCUGUCAUUUUGAACCAAAAACCAAACCCCUUUACAUUUGUUAGUAAGUAUAGUUAAAAUAGGAGACAAUCCUAACAUCAUCAUAGAAACAUUUGACCCUUCAGAGGCAUUAAAACCUCUAUUAAAACAUUUGUGUUAUAGGGGGUUUAUUUAUAUUUAUGUGCUAUAGUUUUAUCUGAUUUCAAGGCUAAGUGAUUCAUACAUGAACUCUUAACAUCGCUGUAUAGUUCAUGUACGCCAGUCAAGUGGUUGUUAUUGUUGUUGUUUUUUUUGGAAGGAGAUGCUGCUCAUUGAUAGUCUCUUUAAAGAGAGAUUUCCACUCGCAUAUGCCAUUUUAUUCAUUUUGUCAACGCAAGCAUUCCAAAAACACGUAUAGAUGCUUAUAUGUAUGCUUAUACUUGCCACAACUCAGUUCUUCUCAUUUAGAUUAUAAAUACAGGGUUUACUUUUUUUUACUUCUGUUGUUAUUUAUUCUAUUCUAUUUGUUCUGUCUGUUUACUUUACUUGAGUUCACCCCCAAAAAAAUCCUGUCGUCGUUCACUCACUCUCAAGUUAUUUUAAACCUUUAUAAAUGUGUUAAUCUGCUGGAAGAUAUUUUAAACAUCAGUUUUGGAGCACCAUUGACUUCCAUAGUAUUUUUUCUUACUAUGGAAGUCAAUGGUGCACCACCUUCUUGCUUAAAGGGCUAACUUCACUUUCAUAAAAAAAUCCCGAUAAUUUUCUCAGCCCAAUGUCAUCCGAGAUGUUUAUGUCUUUCUUUAUUCAGUCGAAUUUUUUUUUUUGUGGAAAACAUUCCAGGAUUUUUUCCAUAUAGUGGACUUUAGUGAACCUCAACAGUUUCAAUGCAGCUUCAAAGGGCACUAAACAAUCCCAAUCGAGGCAAAAGGGUGUUAUCAAGUGAACAACUGUCAGUUUUGCCUAAAUUCUUUUUAGUUUUAAACCACAACUUCUCGUCUUGCAAUAGCCGUGUGACGCGCCAGCGCGACCUUGCGUGUUUUGUAAUCACGUGUUACAUACAGUAUGUGAAUCACACACUUGCGGACCAUUUUAAACAAUAAACUGACACAAAGACGUUAAGUAGUAUCAUUCCACAUGCAGUAGUUUCACAUACGUCAUGCAUGACUUUUCGACAUGAUUACGUAAUACGUAAGGUCACGCUGGCGUCUCACACGGCUAGUGCAAGACGAAAAGUGCGAUGAGUAGUGUAUACUGUAAGUAGGGCUGCAUAACAACUAAUUGCAACUAAUCCUUAGCAGAAUUAAAGUUUUUGUUUACAUCAUAUAUAUGUGUAAAAUAAUUAUAAUUAUGUAUAUAUAAAUACACGCACAUGCAUGCAUAUAUUUAUAUAUAAAUAUAAAGAAAUAUUUACAUGUGUAUAUACAUUUUUAUAUUUAAAUAUAUAAUUUAUAUUAUACAUAAAUUUGAAUACUUUUAAUACUUUCUUAAAAUUUUACAUGCAUGUGUGUGUAUUUAUAUAUAUAUACAUAAUUAUUGUACACAAUGCACACAUAUAUAUGAUGUAAAAAAACUUUAAUUCUGCUAACGAUUAGUUGCGAUUAGUUAUACUUAUAAACUACUCUUAACACUUUUUGUCUUGCACUAGCCGUGUGAGGCGCCAGCGUGACCUUACGUAUUUCGUAAUUACGUCUAUUUAUGAGUACUUUAUUUUUGCAAAUUUACAAUC
This is a messenger RNA of Misgurnus anguillicaudatus (oriental weatherfish), 3537 nucleotides long. It is a transcript of the gene slc66a2, whose product is annotated as solute carrier family 66 member 2. Lineage: Eukaryota; Metazoa; Chordata; Actinopteri; Cypriniformes; Cobitidae. Gene Ontology annotation, cellular component: endosome; trans-Golgi network. The record is from RefSeq and is a predicted model, not a curated record. Gene Ontology annotation, biological process: phospholipid translocation; retrograde transport, endosome to Golgi.